GGGAAAGAACUACGGCUCCCGGCAUGCCUCUCUGCGACUGCGCCGACCAGACGCCAGUCUGGGGAUUCCCCAGGCCGCUGAAAUCCCCCCUGUGAGGCAGGAGCGACGGCGGGGCAGCGGGUCGCUCUGCCCGGACUCUCCCUAUGGCCCUGCGGCCCUCCAGGCCUUUCCUGUAGGCUCUCUCCCCCGCCAUGGCCUCCGAAGCUGCUGCUCAGGGCGGCCCGCGGGAGCCCAAGCGGGUGGAAGGCGACGACUGGUGCGACAGCGGCUUGGGCUCCCUCAGCGAGGCCCAGCUGGGCCAGAUCCAGGGAGACGCGGGCCUGGUGGGCCCUGGCGAGGGGGAGGAGGGGCCUGGGCGCCGGGCCCUGACCCCUGACCCCGGCCCCUCGGGCCCCACUGGCCCUCAGAAGGCGCUCUCAGAGGAAGAGGAGGAUGACCUGGAGCGGCUGGACUCUGCCCUCGGGGACUCCCUGAGAGGUGACGAGGACGUGGGAGCCAUCGUGGACGGCGUGGGGGCCGUGCGCCUCGAGAACGGGGCCUCGGCGGUGGUGGCCCCCGAGGCCUGGCUGCACCACGUGCUGGGCUUCGUCACCGAGGACGGGGACACGUACGUACAGUGGUACCUCGGGUUACAUACGCUCCAAGUUACAUACGCUUCAGGUUACAGACUCCGCUAACCCAGAAAUAGGACCUUGGGUUAAGAACUUUGCUUCAGGAUGAGAACAGAAAUCGCACAGUGGCGGCACGGCGGCAGCAGGAGGCCCCUUUAGCUAAAGUGGUGCUUCAGGGUUAAGAACAGUUUCAGGUUAAGAACGGACCUCCAGAACGAAUUAUGUUCUUAACCCGAGGUACCACUGUAGAUAGAUAUAGGUACAGUGGUACCUCGGGUUACAUACGCUUCAGGUUACAGACUCCGCUAACCCAGAAAUAUUACCUCGGGUUGAGAAAUUUGCUUCAGGAUGAGAACAGAAAUCGUGCAGCGGCGGCAGCGGGGGGCCCCAUUAGCGAAAGUGGUGCUUCAGGUUAAGAACAGUUUCAGGUUAAGAACUGAUCUCCGGAACAAAUUAAGUACUUAACCCGAGGUACCACUGUUCUGUGUCGGAAGGAAACCGGCAUCAGAAGGCUUUCUCAUAAUAGGGGGACAGAGCUGCAGAUUUCUCCUGUCUGCCUUGGGUCUGCGACUGCUGUCUGCUGAGCCUGGGCAUGCUGGUUUCGAUCUGCCUGCUCAUGAAUGAGGAUUUCGGGUUUUUUGGCUCAGGAGCCUCACUGCGCCUGUAGUGGCCGCCGAUUCCGACCACCGCUACAGGCACCGGUGGCUGAUGAGGCUUCUUCCAGCUGUUGCAGUUCAGGAGCUGCCUUCUGGCCUGCUCUUUUUGCUUUUGCAUUUGCACAGAGAUGUCGGGGCAUCUUGAAACAUAAGCUCCGCGCUGGUAGGCUAGAACAGGUUUUUAUAUAAAAACACACCUGGUACGCCUAAUCAGGUGACUAGGAGUUCUGUGCAGCUGAAUGGAUGGGCUAGUGGAGGAAUGGUCUCUCUCUCCAUUCUGUCCCUGUCUGUUCGCUGGGUUCCCGUUCUUACUUUGCAAUAAGCUCUGCCUCCUCCCCACAGAGUGUUUGGAAAAAGAGAGGAGUGUUUUGUUUUUUACCAGGCUGCUAAGUGGCUGGUAUUUCAUUUUGCAUGCUGGUCACAGAGGAGGGGGCAUUUUUCCUUCUCUAGCCAGCAUGAAAGCAGGUGACUUCAGAACUGGAUAGUAAACUAAUCAGCUGACUCAGAGCUGGAUAGUGAACUAAUUAGCUGACUGCUACUUUUUGUGGGCUUAUUUAAAUCUCAAAAUUAGAACAAAGACUCGACUAGGCCUGAUCAGAUCCCAUGCAAGCCAGUAUCUACUAUGUCCUCUUCUGGGUUUUGUUUUGUUUUUUGCCGGGGGCAGGGGUAACCCUGCAAAGUGCCAUUUUAUGAGCACUGACUGUUCUGUUGGCGAUACUCUGCCUAUUUCUAAAACAACACAAGUGAGAACUCUGAUACUAAUCCUAUGCACACAUUUGGCCUUAAUUCAAGCAACAACAUGUAGGGUAGAGCUGCAAUUUAUUUAUUUUUUAAGUUUCUAAACAUCUUCUGAGUUGGAGAACAGUUUGUUCUAAUAUAGUCCUCUUUUUGAAAACUCUGGACAGCCACAAAAUGAUGGAAGGCUGCAGCCGCUUGAGGUCUCCUUGUUUUGUAUUCCCCGUCUGUGUUGGAAAAUGUUUUAUUUCCCCCCCUGAGCGAUAAGAGACUUUUGCUCCUCUCAGCAGCCUCUGUUAUUUCCUGUUGUUUCCAGAGCUCUCCACUUGGCCGUCAUCCACGAGCACGAGGCCUUUCUGGAUUCCAUCCUGCAGUACACCCAAGGGACGGAUUACCUGGAUAUUCAGAACGACCUUGGACAGGUUGGAUUGAGACACGCUUUUGCUCUGCUCUGUUGUGAGACUCAGUUUCCCGAAGCUCGUAACGCACGUCGGGAGGAGCCACAAGCUCUCGCUGUACAGAACAGCAGUCUGCGUAAUUAUGCAGACUUAGAAACCGACUUUGGAACUUUUAAGUUUAGAAAUUCCAAGGCGGCAUUCAUUGAAAACAAGGUUGGAAAUCCCCCCCAAAAAGCAAAGGAAGGCAUUUUUAAAAAAUAAGUCUUAAAGCACAGAGGAGCAGUGAAACAGCAAAUGAAAUCAAAGUCUUCACCAGCAACCUAAAACUUAACAAAACAAAAGCAGCAGCACCACCGCUCCCAGGUUUCUCUCUGGGUAGGAUUUGUUUCACCCUUAAAAGGAGAAAUGGUUAGGAACAUAAGAACUGCCCUAUACUGACUCAGAUCUUUGGUCCAUCUAGGACUACAACUCCCAUCAUCCCUAGCUAACAGGACCAGUGGUCAAGGAUGAUAGGAGUUGUAGUCCCAAAACAUCUGGAGGGCCGAGUUUGCCUAUGCCUGAUCUAGCUCAGUAUUGUCAGUGUGGUGUAAUGGUUAGAGUGCUGGACUAUGACCUUGGGAGUUCCCUUACUGCAAGAAGCAAAGCUACAGGGAACCAGGCAGAGGGCCUUCUUGGUGGUGGCGCCCUCCCAUCAGAUGUCAAAGAGAUAAACAACUACCUGACAUUUAGAAGACAUCUGAAGGCAGUCUUGUUCAGGGAAGUUUUUAAUGUGUGACAUUUUAACGUAUUUUUAAUCUUUGUUGGAAGACGCCCAAAGUGGCUGGGUACAAAUAAUAAAUUAUUGUUAUCAUCAUCAUCAUUAUUAUACUAUACUGGCUGGCAGCGACUCACCAGGAUUUCAGGCAAGAUUCUCUCCCGACCCUACCUGGAGAUUAAACCUGGAACUGCCUGCUUUCAAGGCAGGUGCUCUACCUGAGCUUAUUGCCUUUUCACUCAUGAUGAGGAAGGGCCUCUGGCGCAUGCACAGGUUCAUAGGGGAGCAAGAGGUCCCUCCGAUUCCUCUUCCCUGAGUCUGUAUAAGACCAUCAAGGUUAAAACUAACCCGUUGUAUAGUUCCUGAAAAUGCUUAAGAUUAUGACAUCUGGAAAGCCACAAGUUCCCCACCUCUGCCUUGUCAUCCCAGGAGCGACAGCUGUUCUCGAACUCAGGCUCUUUCUCGUUUUCUCUUCCCCAGACAGCACUUCACAUCGCGGUCAUCCUGGGGGCUGCCGAUUUUGUGAGCAAGCUCGUGUCGGCGGGAGCCAGUCUGUGCGUGCAGGAAAAGGGCGGCCACACCGCUUUGCACUUGGCGUGCCGAGAAGGGCAGCGGGAGUGCGCGCAGAUCCUCCUGGCACCGCAUGUUGCGCAAAGGCCCUGCGAAGGGAGCGGCUUUCGGGCCCAACUGGACUGCACCAAUUUUGAUGGUACCUCUCCUGGGUCCUCAGGGGAAAUAGUUGCUUGGUCUCGUUGAAGUCCUCCAUAAUAUGGAGACAGUAGGGUCUAGCGAAGAGCAGGUUUAAAAUGCCAAAAGUUUGCAGUCCUUGUGAAUAUCAUGGGUGGGAGAAUGAGAUGGAUCAGCAUGGAUCUUCCAAACUUUAAAUACGGUAUUUUUUGCUCUGUAAGACUCACUUUUCCCCUCCUAAAAUGUAAGGUGAGAUGUGUGUAUGUCUUAUAGAGCGAAUGCAGGCUGCGCAGCUAUCCCAGAAGCCAGAACAGCAAGAGGGAUUGCUGCUUUCACUGUGCAGCCAUCCCUCUUGCUGUUCUGGCUUCUGAGAUUCAGAAUAUAUUUUUUCUUGUUUUCCUCCUCCAAAAACUAGGUGUGCCUUGUGGUCUGGUGCAUCUUGUAGAGUGAAAAAUACGCUAUUUAAAAUAUCAGACUUGGAAGUUGGCGGGCAGUUAAAGAGGAAUGCAUUCGUUUCCACCACUUGUGGUUGAGGAUUUGCGAACGUCGCGUACUUUUGCGUUACACACUUUUGCCCGUUUCCCAUUUCCGCCCACCCCCUUUUCCCCAUCUUCUUUUGUUCCUUUUCAAGAUUGUGCUGUUCCUUCCUCUUACUGCAGCGCCUACCUCAGUUUUUCCCUUAGCUUGGGAACCAAACUCUGAAUUUUGCAGCAGGAACAAUUCAGUUUGGAGGAAUGCAAAUGUAUUUGAUCCAUAUCAUUUCUUAAUUUGGGAUUUCCACAUGCCAUUUUGUGGUGGUGGUUAUAAAUCCGCAUUACACAAGGUAGUUUCUCCAUCUCAGUGCCCAGGCAGCUGCAAAACUGUGUCCCAUCUCUCUUUCCGUAGGUUUCACGCCCCUGCAUGUUGCCGUCUUGCGGAAAGACUUGGACGUGGUCAGUCUCUUAAUCUCCGGGGGAGCUGAUCUCAACAAACCGGUUAGUUUCAGAGGCGGUGGUGAAAUAGACACAUAUAGGUGAUUAUCCUGCAGGAGGUAUGCACGCUGUUUUCCCGUACACUUGAAAAGGAACCCUCUGUGUGAGGUGUUCCCAAAGUAAAGGAAGGAUUGAACUCUGAUUAAUAAGAAUACACACAGAGGCUUGAACCAGCAAGACUCUGGGAAGGGUGCGUAUAAUCGUGUCUGCCUCCACCCUCCGGCCCAGGUUGUUUUAUUCACAAAAGAGCUUUUUACAGAGUGUUCGUAAGAACCAAUCAGAUUUCUUCUGAGCAUUUCAGCAAACCCCACGUGGGGACAAAGUUAAACUACAAACACUAGUUAAGCAUGCAUACUUUUGGGGUAAAUAGAGAACUACAAAGGAGUGCAUCCUUUGUAGUGCAUCCCGGAGGUCAUAAACAAUCAAUACACAUGAUAAGAAGGAUGGCCAGGAGGACAGCGAUCAUUAUCACCUUUAUGUGAAACCUGUUUCCUGGCCCUAAGAUUAACAUCCUAAGAUUAACAUAUCAGAAAAGCUACAGCAAAGAAACUGCCCACCCAGGAGCCUGCCUGUCUAAGUGUGUACGUGACUUGCGAAGAAAGAGAAAUGGAACAGGGAUGCAGAGGUGUGGAUUGGUCAAGAAUCAUAUCAAAAUAGUUUAAACCCAGUCAACGCAAUGCUUUCAUUGCUGACACAGGUGGCUUACUCUAUAUUUGUUUUAAUUCCUCAUAGCAAUCCCACCGGGUCACUACACUGCGUAACAACACAAAGUCAUCCUUCCCCCACCAGCACCUUUAAGAAGCGUGUUGAAUUAAUUCACCCUGUGAACUAGCAGCAGUGGGAUAUGUGAUAGGAAUUUUAUGGUUUUAGAUAUAUGGCAACGUUCAUAACCACACGUACAUAGAUCAGCACAGGAAAGCCAACCUGGAACCAUUUUGAUUCCUAAACUGAGCAAAUGUUUCUCUGCAUGGUAAAACUGGAAAGCCUCCCGAUUGUCUCUUCCUUCACAAAUCCUGUCUUAAUCUGUGUCUGAAUAAGGGUGUGAGCCUUAUGACAAGAGACUGCCAAGGCUCCCAAGAAAUCCAAUCAAGUAACCUGCCAGACAGGAAAUAAACAAGCGACAGGAGAUAACAACAUGCAAAUGUUCUGUUUUAGACCGCCUUAUCUGAGGAGUGGUCUUAGGUUACACCCUUCUGUGAUGAAUGCAUAAUGUUUCUGGGGUGGUCUUGAUCUAGAGGAUGGGAAUUUCAAAAGUCUUUAUAAGCCCUGCAUAGCAUUUUGGAGGUCCUCUUCCUCUCCUGCGUGUGAGGGGAGCACCCUGUUGCAACAGAUUAAUAAAGAUCAGGCUUACUAGCUGCUUUGCUUCUCAAUAUUCUCUGGUUGGCCUCUGUUAUUCUCUCCUACCGAUAGGGAACCUAUGUAAGGACUCUAUAUGGGCUCUUGGAUACCCCAUAAGGGAAAAGGGCAUAUUUUUAUUUACAACAGAUAAGAAGAAACACUUUUAAAAGAGGCUUUAGGAGAUUAGAUAAAUUCAUGGAGGAGAGGGUUACCAGUGGCUGUUACCUAUUCUGGCUCUUGUGCUCAAAUGCUGCUUAUGGGUUUCCCACAGGCCUCUGGUUGGCCCCUGUGAGGCCAGGAUGCUGGACUAGGUCUGAUAUGACACGAGUGUCCUUACCUCUGAUUUUUGUCUGUGUGAGCUUCGCCCCUUUAGCACCGCCUCUUCCCCUUUGUGACUCUGCCCUUCCUUUCAAGAAGCGGUCAGUGACACUCCAGUGCCCCUUUUGCCCGCCUGGUGCCUCCCAGCUGCCUCUGACUACAACUCCCAGCAGCCCCAGCCAAGGCUGGACUAGUUAAUAAUAAUAAUAAUUUUUAUUUAUACCCCGCCCUCCCCAGCCAAGGCCGGGCCCAGGGCGGCUAACAAGCAAUAAUAAAAACAAGUUGAAUGAAUACAACUUAAAAACAAGAUUAAAAUGCAAUUAAAAUAUUGAAACAUUAAAAUAUUAAAAGGCAGCCUCAUCACAAGAGGAGAAAGGAAAAAGAAAAGAAAGUGGGGGGAUCAAAUUGGCUCCAAUCCAAAGGCCAGGCGGAACAACUCUGUCUUACAGGCCCUGCGGAGAGAAAUCAGAUCCUGCAGGGCCCUGGUCUCAUGAGGCAGAGCGUUCCACCAGGCUGGAGCCAGUGUUGAAAAGGCCCUGCCUCUGGUUGAGGCUAAUCUGACUUCCUUAGGGCCCGGAACCACUAGGGUGUUGCUAUUUAUGGACCUUGAGGCUCUCCGUGGGGCAAACCGGGAGAGGCGGUCCCGUAGGUACGAGGGUCCUAGGCCGUGAAGGGCUUGAAAGGUCAAAACCAGUUAGUGGCUCAGCUGGGGCAGAUCCAUGGCUUGCCCAACGUACCUGCCAACCCCAGAGCUCCCAGCACGAGGCGUUGCGCGUCCCCUUCACCUUCUCCCGUCUUGCCGGCAGGAGCUGAGCUGUGGGCGGAGUCCUCUUCACCUGGCGGUGGAGUCUCAGAACCCAGAGGUGGUGGAGUACCUGCUGCGCGCUGGAGCAGACCCGGAGGCCCGCAUGUAUGUUGGCUACACCCCCAUGUACAGCGCCUUGCACCGGCCCGACCAAAAGAUCCCCCAGCUCUUGCGGGAGUUUGGCUCAGAGGAGCCAGACUGGGACUCGGAGGAGAGUUUGGACAGCAACAGCGAGGUGAGUUUGGGCUAUCACAGCUAUCACUGUUAGCACUGUUAGAAGUGCUAACAUUGAAAAAAAUGAAUAUGGAAGGGAGGAGGGCAACAUAUGAAGAAAUAUUAAGGAGGACUGAUAAAGGAUGGAAGUUAAAACCCUAUAACAGCAUAGUGAACGCCUUCACGGGAUGGUUACAAUACCACCAAGUAAACAAGGAUAAGAAAUUAGGAUUUAGUGGGGGGAAAUCAAGAUAUCAAAUUGAAAUUAUAGAGGGCAGGACAUAGGUAAAGGUAAAGAGACCCCUGACCAUUAGGUCCAGUCGUGGCCGACUCUGGGGUUGCGGCGCUCAUCUCGCUUUAUUGGCCGAGGGAGCCGGCGUACAGCUUCUGGGUCAUGUGGCCAGCAUGACUAAGCCACUUCUGGUGAAUCAGAGCAGCGCACGGAAACGCCGUUUACCUUCCCACUGGAGCGGUACCUAUUUAUCUACUUGCACUUUGACGUGCUUUCGAACUGCUAGGUUGGCAGGAGCUGGGACCGAGCAACGGGAGCUCACCCUGUCGCGGUGAUUCAAACCGCCGACCUUCUGAUCAGCAAGUCCUAGGCUCUGUGGUUUAACCCACAGCACCACCCGCAUCCCCUGCAUAGGACAUAACUUCUAUAAAAGAUGUAUGAAUAUCUGUUGGAAUGGAAUACAAAAGACAAACUGACAAAGGAAGUUAUGAUAAAAUGGGCAGUUGAUUUCGGUUAUAAUAUUGAUUAUGAUGAUUGGGUAAAAUUAUGGAAGGUUUGAGGUUCACGGCGUGCUCCACUCUAAAAGAAAAUCUAAUGAAAAUGAUGUACCGCUGGUAUAUCACCCUAGUUAAACUAGCAAAAAUGUAUAGAGUAAGUAAUAAAAUGUGUUGGAAAUGUAAAACAAAAGACAGUGAAUUUUUUCACAUGUGGUGGACGUGUGAAAAAAUGAAAAAAAUAUUGGGACAUGAUAUAUAACAAAAUGAAAAAACUAUUUAAAUACACUUUCCCAAAGAAACCAGAAGCAUUUUUGCUAGGGAUAACAGGGGAUGAAUUAAAAAAGGAAGAUUACAAACUAUUCAUGUAUGCAAUGACCGCCGCUAGAAUCUUAGCGGCUCAGAAAUGGAAAUCCCAAGAAAUCCCAACUUUAAUGGAGUGGCAGACAAAAAUGUUUGAAUACAUAGAAUUGGCGAAAUUGACUUAUAAGAUUCGGAACCAAGAAGAAGCAAAGUUCGAAAAGGAUUGGAGUAAAUUUAUUGAACAUAUAUAUACUGCGUAAUUGUAAGAAUUUAAAAACUGUAGCAGGAUUACUGUAAAUCUUGUGAUGUGGAUGGAGUGUAUAUAAGAAACUGUAAGAAAAGAUUUGAGACAUGAAAACCGUUGAAGGGAUGGAAGGAAGUCCGGGCGCAAUAAGGCGCAGGGUAAAUAAGAAGACAUACAAUUUUUUGACUGUAUGAGUAUUUGUUUUAUUUGUUGUUGUUACAAAAAAGCAAUAAAAAGUAUUUGGGGGGGAAAAUAGACCCCUCAAGCUAUGAGAUCUGGGGCUACAGGUGCUUCGCAUUUCCUCCCCCCCCAACAUAUAUUUUUUAAUUAAGAGUUUCAACAUCAUAAAUUAUCAAAAACAUAUCAUCUUCAUUGCCCCCCAUUUCCCCCCUCUCCCAAGAAAAACCCACCCACCAUCCCCCAGACUUCCCUCAACUCCUCUCUCCGGUUUUUCAACACAUAUUAUUCUCUGCAUAUUAUAAAUCGUAAAAAUCCUUAAAUUGUCUAUCAUGUUAACAAUAAUAAAUUUGGGUAUGUUUAUUCAAAACCUGCCAAGGAGUCCAAAUCAUUUUGUGUUGUUUUUUUUAGUAAUUUGUAAAAAGCUCCCAUUCUUCUUUAAAGCCACAGUUAUCCUUGUCUCACAGUUUGUAUGUCAAUUUCACCACUUCCUCAUAGUCCAUCAAUUUCCCUUGCCACUGUUCUUUUGUUGGGGUUUCUUCGUUCUCCCAUCCUUGUGCUAUCAAGACUCUUGCCGCCAUUGUCGCGUACAUAAAUAAAUUCUUUAUUUUCCUUGGCAGGUCUUUUCCUACAAUCCCCCAAUAUAUAUAUAUUUUAAAGCGACUUUUAAUAACAACCAACUCACAGACAAAUAAACGGAAGGGAAAAUCAGGCGAAGGAAAUUGUAAAUUGUUGCAGUUGCCAAUAAAGAAAUAUAGGAUAUAGCUGUUUGGUUUUCUGUCAGUAAUAAUAAUAAAUUUGUUACUUGUACCCCACCCAUCUCACCGGGUUGCCCUAACCACUCUGGGUCCAUAAUGAAGCAUGUCGAGAGGAAAAGGAUGUAUGGUCAGUAAAUAUGAAGGGCUCCAUCGUCUAAACCAGUGGUUUAUCGACCUUUUUUGACCCACUGCCCCCUUGGUUCUGUAAACUCAUCCCCUGUUCCCCCGACCAUGCAAAAAGCAUUAUUCAGAAUAGCGGUUUGGACAGCCCACUAAGCGAGAUAAUAACACAAUAAAAUUCCAAACAGUAACAACUGCACAUUUUUUUUUGCAAAACCCAAGUAAAAGUAUUCAAUGUACCGUAUUUUCUGCUCCAUAAGACGCACCUGACCAUAAAACGCACCUAGUUUUUAGAGGAAAACAAGAAAAAUAAUAUUCUAAACGAAAGUGGAUAUAUGAUUUUUGUGGUUCAUGCUGUGGCCACAGACAUGUGAUUUGACAGUGAGUUUGGGGUAGCCCAAUGCAAAAAUCCUGAGCAUCCAUGGGCUUUUACCUCCCAGGCAGCCUCCGCUAGCGUCCCUUAUCUCCCUCCCCGAUCGCUUUCUUUGAUCAGCUGCUUCCUUUCAACACUCCCUUCCCUCUUGUUUGCCUUAGUGUCUUUUCUCAGCUGGAGCAGUUUUUUGCUCCUCCUUUUCUUCUAAUUUCUCUCCUCAUUGCUUUAGUCUUCCUGUCUCCUCUCCUUGCAAGUUCCCUGUCUUUACCUCCCCCCACCCAGGCAGCCUCCUUUAUUGCUAGCAUCCCUUAUCUCCCUCCCCGAUGGCUUGCGGAUUAGCGGCUUUGUUUCAACACCCACUUCCCUCUUUCAAAAAAAUAAAACAUCGUCUGCUUUUCACCCCUGGGCAGUACCACCCACUUUGGGAACUGCCAGUCUAAAUUCUGUAGUCUUGUAUAAAUUUACCAAGCCCUGAGCAACUUAGGCCUGGAAUAUCUCCAGGAUGACUUGAACCCUUCCACUCCAGCUUGAUCACUACAGGAGCAUUGGUGGUUGUUCCCCAAGUUAACGAGGCUCAUUUGACAACGAGGAGGUACCCAAACUUUCGAGUCCUUGGCUCAGUCCUGUGAACACCCUGUCAAGGGAGAUUCAGCAGGCACCUUUUGUGCCAACUUUUAAACGCCUGCCAAAAACCUUUCUACUCUGGCACGAAAAGGGGCAAAAAUGACCCUAAAAGCGUGCGAAAACAUCAAAAAUGGCGCAAAACCAGCGUCUAGCAAUCUUGCGAGCCUUUGCAAGUGAAAUCCAAAGAGCCCUUGCGCCAGCCUUUGAAGCCGGUAGAGAGUUGGAGUUUCAGCAAAGAGGUUUGGAGGGAGCAAUUGUGGUGUUUGCAGGCUUCUUCAGCGGUGUUCCCAAUAUAUGUGAUUUCACUUAAACGUACGGUUGCACAGAACCGAGCCCCCGUGUAAAUGGGGAGUUGCCUGUAUUGCAAGUUCAAGGCGGCCAGGGAGAGGGCCUUCUCUGUGGUAGCCCCUAAGUUGUGGAAUUCCCUCUCCUCAGAGAUGCACCAAGCUCCUUCAGCCAUUCAGCUUUUGGCAAAUUCUAAAAACCCUGCUCUUUAAAUCCUGGCCUUUGACCCUUGAGCUGUGGGUUUUCAGGACCCUCCCCUAUUCCUGUAACCGCACUGUGCUAUAAAUGCUGAAUUUUAAUUGCUGCAACCUGCCCUGGUGAAGGGCAGGCAGUGAAUUCAACGGUGAUAGUGACCUUUGCUCCCCACAGUCUGUGAUAGUAAAAUGGAUGGUGCUUUUUUGGUUUUUGCUCUGUUUUGCUUGGUGGGGGAUGAGUGUUCAGACCCCUGGGCUCUCACUUGUGGGGUGCCUCAGGGUUCUGUCCUCUCCCCCAUGCUUUUCAACAUCUACAUGCAGCCGCUGGGAGAGAUCAUCAGGGGGUUUGGGCUGGGUGUUCAUCAGUACGUGGAUGACACCCAACUCUACCUCUCUUUCAAAUCAGAAUCAGCGAAGGUGGUGAAGGUCCUGUGUGAGUGUCUGGAGGCGGUUGGAGGAUGGAUGGCGGCUAACAGAUUGAGGUUGAAUCCUGACAAGACAGAAGUACUGUUUUUGGGGGACAGGAGGUGGGCAGGUGUGGAGGACUCCCUGGUCCUGAAUGGGGUAACUGUGCCCCUGAAGGACCAGGUGUGUAGCCUGGGAGUCAUUCUGGACUGACAGCUGUCCAUGGAGGUGCAGGUCAAUUCUGUGUCCAGGGCAGCUGUUUAUCAGCUCCAUCUGGUACACAGGCUGAGACCCUAUCUGCCAGCAGACUGUCUCACCAGAGUGGUGCAUGCUCUAGUUAUCUCCCGCUUGGACUACCCCAAUGCUAUGUGGGGCUACCUUUGAAGGUGACCCGGAAACUGCAACUAAUCCAGAAUGCGGCAGCUAGACUGGUGACUGGGAGCUGCUGCCGAGACCAUAUAACACCGGUCCUGAAAGAGCUACAUUGGCUCCCAGUACGUUUCCAAGCACAAUUCAAAGUGUUGGUGCUGACCUUUAAAGCCCUAAACGGCCUCGAUCCAGUAUACCUGAAGGAGCGUCUCCACCCCCAUCGUUCUGCCCGGCCACUGAGGUCCAGCGCCGAGGGCCUUCUGGCGGUUCCCUCACUGCGAGAAGCCAAGUUACAGGGAACCAGGCAGAGGGCCUUCUCAGUAGUGGCACCCACCCUGUGGAAUGCCCUCUCACGAGAUGUCAAAGAGAAAAACAACUACCAGACUUUUAGAAGACAUCUGAAGGCAGCCCUGUUCAGGGAAGCUUUUAACAUCAGAUUAAUUAUUAAUAUUUUGUUGGAAGCCGCCCAGAGUGGCUGGGGAAACCCAGCCAGAUGGGCAGGUUAUAAAUAAUAUAUUUAUUAUUAUUAUUAUUCCCAGGAGGAAUAUGAUGACAUCGUGAUCAACCGCGGGCACUAGAAGACCAGGCAAGGGGUCCACUUCAUCUCCCAGGCUGUGUUCCGUUAACCAUGCCUCCGCCUCUGGCAGCCAGCUGUGGUUUCUGUAGCAACUGCAUUCUUCACUGUGAGCUAGAUCUGACUUAUUUAUAGGGGCUGGGGAAGGGGCUGGGGAGGGAGCUGCGUCGUCUGCCGAAGACAGCGCUCCCUUAGCUCCAUUCCAAUUCAUGCUCCAUUAUUGGUUUGUUUUCCUGUCUGUUCCCAAAGUUCUGAUGACUUCUGUUUUUUGUUUGAUGUCCAGAAUAAUAAUAAAAAAAAGGUCUGCAUUGGGGGCACCUGAUCAUCGCUGCUUUGGCAUCUCUGAAACGAGUACCCCGUAGGUUUGAAUUCUUCCCCGCUACCUCAAUCCCUGCUAGCUUGAGAGAUAGGAAGGAGCUAAACCACAUCUUGGUGUCAUCAAACGCACAUCUGAGCUGAGUGGUGUGUGUCUCUGAUUCCAGACCCAAAAUUUGGAUGUUCUACAUUGCCUCGAGUUCUGUUUUAAAACACCUCUUUUGCUGUGUUUGGGGAUUUUUGGCAGGGUUUUGGCCCGGGUUAAGAUUCAGCCACCCCCCAGCUUAACCCAGUAGCGAUGACUCAAGAUUGAUAGGUGCAUAUUUAUGUACACACACCUCUCCACCGUGGAAACCUUUGCAGGAAAUACCUUCUCUCUGCAACCCAGCUUCCUCGUGAAUUUAUUUCUUUUUAGGUUCCCUGGUGUUCGUUUGCUCAAACCUCGCUUUUAUGGCUCUUCUCCUGCCUGUACAUUGAGCCUCGUUUAGGUUGGGAAUGGGUGGGGCCAGAAGACAGGGGGUGAGAGUAAGAACAGAUUGUGGCAACUUCCCUUCCCCCCUCCCUCCUGUAGAUGGACCAGGACUGAAGGAGAGCUCCUCCAAUCAGGUAGUGGUUGUAUGUCCUUUGUCCCUCCUGCCACUGAGAAACCAGCCAGUCGCCUCCACUUCCAGGCUUACGACCACUUCCCCUUCUCUUCAUCCUAAACAUUAACUGCUAUUGUGCCCUGAGCCAUCUUCUGCAGCCUGUAAGACCCUCCCUGCGCCAGCUUAUCCAUUUGCCCCCCCUUACCCCCUGCCCACAAUUGCCCUCUUUAACCUCCCUCCCAGGGCUGCAGCUUGCAGACAGCAAUCUUUUCCAUCCCUCUGCCCAGCCAAUGCCUUGAAUCAUCUCUGGGCAAGUGGGGAAGAUGUGGGCAGGCUGCCCGGGCCAUUGUGCUUUCCAGGAACUGGGUCACUAAGACCCAGGGACCCUGGAUUCCUUCCUCUUUCUGGGUUUACUGCUGCUGCCCACGCUGUACUCCUGGUUCGUGCUCUUGCGCCACCUCACCCUGCCACCUUUUGCCCUUUUCCGCCACAGUUUGAGUGCCACAUUCAGGAGUGGGGAAGAAGAAGUUUUCUUUAGUUGCCUAGUGGCCAUGAGGUUACCAGCCUCAUGAUAAGGCAAGGCCAGACUGAUACGGCCAUAGCUUUUGGUUCUGACUCCCGUGUGAAAGCCCCUUGUUUGUGAUUUUCAGUUGGGGAAUGGGGGUCUUCUGUUUCUCUCUGUAGGAGAGGAAGCUUCUCCUGUUCCCUUAGAACUGAAGCUGUUCCCUGGUGGGUGGUGGGUGGCGGCCCUGCAUGGGGCAAGGGACCCUUCCCUUCCCACAGACAGCCAAAAGGGUCUGCCUUCUGGUACAGCCAGCUGCUCAAAUCACACCCAGCUCUUCUGAGGUUCCCAAAGGUGAUUGGACUUCAACUCCCAUCAUCAGCAAUGGGUGAGGAUGAUGGGAGUUGUAGUCCAACGCUCUCUGGGCACCCUUGGACCGAAGACGGCUGCUUCAAGCAUGUUUCAGAUGAAAUGCCCAUCAGGAGGGUGGUGGUCCUGGAAGUUUCUCCCUGAAACCAUGGUUUCCUCUUGAUUUCUAGCUGCUCUCGAGUCAAAAACGGGAGGCAAAACAUCUCUGGCAUCUUCUGUGCAGCUGCCUUUAUGUCAUUUGUGGCUUAGUUUUGCUAGCUCUAGUCUGAGGUUCCACUUCCUCUUUGCAGCAGUGCUCCGUUUUGCUGCGGUGUCUCAGCAACCGGCGGGCUCAGCCCCUUCUUCCUCCCCCCCCCCCAAUAUCUCUGCCUACAUAUGCAGAGUGUUGCAUCGCUCUCAAUGAAUGUCACAGGUUGCUUUCUCAAUCUGCUCUGCUAGCGGCAAUGGGGCUGGGGGUAAUGGCAGCAUGUGGCGUUCUGCACCCCAGAAAGCAGUGAGAGGCGGGCAGAGGAGGGGGGAAGCGCAGCUGCAAGGUGAAAAAGGAAGUUAUAAGGAGUCCUGGCUGUGUCAGUCUAGGAGGAGGUUGGGCUUUGCAUUGUACCGAGAGGUUGGAUUUUGGAUCUGGGUAAGGACUGAGUGAGAGCAAGUUGUGGGGGGGGGGCGAGGGGGGGGUUUGUAGAGGGUGCCAAUGUCUGGACGUGGCAGCAUGGCACAUCGCAGCUGGUGGGUCGAUUUUGCCCACAUCUGAUAAGCUGAUUUAUUUUUUUUGCAGUCACAGCAUCCACUUUUCCUGUGGCUCAGCAAUGUGCCCUCUCAUUGGAGCUGCUAUUUAAAUACAUAUAUAUAUAUAUAUAAAAUACCAUAUGUGUCUUCAGCGAAAGGAGGAAAUCCAGUCCAUCUUAUGUACAUACUUUGAUUUCUUCCACUUGCAAACCCUGUCUGAAGGAACUGAUUGUUCUUGCCUUCCACAAGGCUGAGUGUUUCGUUUCGUGGCUACGGUGUGGUUCUCCUGUGAUCUGUUUUAAUCUGUGUCUGUGACGGAGUUCUGUUUCUCUGCCUUCCAUGUGUCUGUUGUAUUAUGUAGGUCUCUCUGGCCCUGAUCAGAUUAAAAGCUAUGGAUUUCUGUGUGGCUUUUUAUUCA
Molecule: messenger RNA, 15549 nt
Organism: Podarcis lilfordi (Lilford's wall lizard)
Lineage: Eukaryota; Metazoa; Chordata; Lepidosauria; Squamata; Lacertidae
Source: the annotation of a GenBank genome assembly